UAUUAUCAAUAUCAACAAUAUGGCUGCUGAUUGUCGUCCGAGAACACCGGCAACCAUUUGAUGGUUAUCACAAGUAGGUGGCGUAUCUGCCUUUAUAUUUUGUCAUGUACGUUUGAGAGAACCUAACCGAUUGGAGAUAACAUUCAUUCUUAUCAAUGUUUCCUCGCACGUGUUUGCCGUUUGUUAGUACUUAGUUCCUGUUACCUUUUAAUUUUUAUAGCAGUCAAUACCUAUUUCAAUGAUCCCUGCUUUUUAUGAUUCUAGAGUCUAGUUUGUGGCCUGUGCAAUAGCCAAUAGGCAUGACAUAAUUAUUAGUGUUGUCGGUUAUUAUUAUUAUUAUUCUCGUCUUUACCAUUAUUUACCAGUAUUUAUUAUACAUAGUUAUAGUUGUGUAGUUAUUAUACAUUCCCAUAACACUACAUUUACGUAUUUUGAAUAUGGAAACUGUCAACUGUCACGUGUGUGAUGGUACCGAGUACACCCUCAUGAACGGGGCAUAUGUCUGUAACGAGUGUGGUGUGCAAUCUACAGCUAUGAGAGAAGAACAAGUUGAUUUUAGUGGACAUUUGAGGACUGCAUUAAGGGAGGAACUUUGUAGAGAAGAAGAUCAUGAAUUAGUUAACAGUACUCAAAUCGAUAAACCAAAGACAUUGCUGUCUUGGGAAUGUUUCAAUUUAAUGCUUUUGGGACUAACAGAUGAAAUUAUAGAACUCGGAGCAGAUCCAUCUUUGAAAAUUAUAGUAUUACAAAUAUGGGUUCGAUAUUUGCAAGUCAUUGAAGGCGCAUUCACAUCCAAAAGAUCCCAAAAACUUCCCAAACUAAAUACUUGCAUUGUUAAUACAGAUGGUGAAAUCCUUUAUGGGAUUAAGAACCUUAAAAGAAAAUUGUUGGAACCAAAACAUAUACAAAAAAGGAGACAUGGAAAAAAAGUAAAAGUACAAUCAAAAAGAGGAUCAGUUUCUGCAAAGUCUGGUAAUUUAUCAGACUCUAUGAAUUUAUCUCAAACCCGAAUGAAACAAAGCCGUCGACUACGUAAAAUAGAUGCUUUAAUGAAUUCAACGAAUGUUGAUACACCUAUAUCAAAUGAUUUGAGUUUAUUGCAAAGAAGUACAAAAAUAGAAAAAGCCAAAGUUCAAUUGUCGACACUUAUGAAAAACGCAAUGAAGUCAAUGGCUUCCAAAAGUGUGGACUUAACAGAUAAUAGUUCAAAAUUUGUACUUAAAAAUAUGCAAAAGUUGUGGGAAAAAUCAAAAUACCAAGACCAAAAAAAUCAUUUGACUAUAAAAAAGUUGAUAUCAAUAAUACAGUUAGGUUUAAUGAUUAACAAAGAUAAUAUUUAUAUUUCAGAUUUGCUCAGAUGGAUUCAUGAAGGCCAUUUUCAUGUGAACCGUGUCAAUUUGUUUUUACCACUAGAUGCUCGUCAUAGUAUUCCUCUAUCCGCUAUGAUACGAAAUACAUCGAGACAUGCUUUAAAUUUGGAAUUCAUUAUGUUGUUGCGCUAUUUACAUUUUAAACAAUUGCCUAAUAUUGAUUUACAACAAUUGGCAGUUAGAUUUUGUGAGGAACUUCAACUUCCAGGAUUUACUAAGUUUGUUUGUAAAUUGUUACUCUUGCUACCGCCAAACAUGGAGAUUACAACAGUGUUGCCUGACCCCGAGAUUAAAGUAAUGGCUUACAUACUUUUUGCUGCAAAGAUUUUGUUUUGUCUUGAUGGAAGUACUGAGGAAUUCUCUUCAAAGUUUGCAGAAAUAAUUAACAAAUCAGAGAAUUUGAAAGAAAAACUUUUUAAUUGGAACGAUUAUGUCACAUUCAUAGAAUGCAGAAAUGCAGUCGUUUCCAGACACAAUUAUUUGCUGCAUACAGAUUUAUACGGUGGUAGAAUACGCAACACAGAGCUAUUUAUUAACGAUUGGAUGAUGAUGCAAUCAUCGUUGCCCAUACAAAAAAGAGGCCAAUUAAAUAAAAAAAUCACUGAUAAUGCUAAGGUUUUAUUUAAAGCACUGCCAAAAAGUGGAGGUCCCUUGAACUUCAGACAAAUACCAAACACAACAAAACCGUUGGCUUUUACUCUUCAAUGGAUUUUUGAAAAUUAUUGGCAUGAAUUAUCUGAAAGAUCUUCUCAAAUAUUAAAACAAGAUUUCGCUCGAACUGAUAUUUCAUAUUUAACAAACGAAGAAAGAAUUAAAAAUCUAUCUCAACAAUGUAACGUUCCUAUAGAAAUCUCAUACGAAAAGCCAUCACACUAUGUGCAAGAAAAAAAAGACAAACAUGAUACGACUGGUCCACAUUGCGGGAAGCAUAUAUUAUCCACAGCUAUUAUCAAUGUUAAUCUCGUUAAUUAUACUUUAGUAGAUAACAAAAUUCCAGAAAAUGUACAUACAGCAGUUAAAGAAAAACCAAACACUAUAUUUCUAGGAAAAGGCUAUAACUACUGGUCUUUGCAUUUCAAAAUGAAAUUUUUAAAAGACACAAGCAUGGCUAAAGUAAAUAAAGUAUUUGAUGAACAAUUGCCAGAUUCUUUUGUGUGGUUUAUGAAACAGUGUCGUAGAGUAAUCGAUUGUAAAUUGACCGAAUUGUAUAUGGAACUCAUCAGAGUAGAAAAGAACUUCCAGAAGCUUGUUGCCUGUAAUAAGUUGUAACAUACAUAACGUUAUGUAGCUUGACUUUUACUAUACUUUUUUUUAUUGUUUUUAUAAAGUUUGUUUUUAAAAUAUUUAAUAAAAGUUAAGUUAUAAGUUGCAAUAACUUAUCAAAUCUAAUAUUGAUUUUUGUUUAUAAUGUAAUUGGUGUAUAGUUCAUUAAUAAUAUGUAUACUGCCCUCCUAAGCAAAAAUGCCGUAAUUCGAAAAAACAUUUUUUUUUGUUAAAAACCGGUUAAACAAAGUAAAAUGGUUUCUUACUUGGUUUAAUCAGUUUAACUCUUUCGUUACUGACAUCCUCGUACGAGGAAUUAACUUAAAAAAAUUGAAUAAAAUAUCAACAACCUACUAUCAUUAUCAAAAAUGUCUUUAAACGCAAGUUCUAGUAUAGAUUGUUAAUAAAAAAAUCGACACAGCUAUAUUGAUAAUCAAUAUCAGUUCAAUACGUAAAAAAAUUGUUGAUUUUUUUUCGAAAAAAAAAAAUUUCCAGGAACGAAAGGGUUAAAAAAAAAAAUGUUUUUCGAGUUAUGGCAUUUUUGCUUAGGAGGGCAGUAUACUUGUACAGUAUUA
Messenger RNA from Adelges cooleyi (spruce gall adelgid), 3208 nucleotides. RefSeq names its product TATA box-binding protein-associated factor RNA polymerase I subunit B (gene TAF1B). Lineage: Eukaryota; Metazoa; Arthropoda; Insecta; Hemiptera; Adelgidae. Gene Ontology annotation, cellular component: RNA polymerase transcription factor SL1 complex; RNA polymerase I core factor complex. The transcript is spliced from 10 exons. The record is from RefSeq and is a predicted model, not a curated record. Gene Ontology annotation, molecular function: RNA polymerase I core promoter sequence-specific DNA binding. The coding region runs from base 438 to 2639 and encodes 733 amino acids. Gene Ontology annotation, biological process: RNA polymerase I preinitiation complex assembly; nucleolar large rRNA transcription by RNA polymerase I.